Molecule: messenger RNA, 1624 nt
Organism: Penicilliopsis zonata CBS 506.65
Lineage: Eukaryota; Fungi; Ascomycota; Eurotiomycetes; Eurotiales; Aspergillaceae
Exons: 1
Coding region: 29-1240 (403 amino acids)
Biological process (GO): endonucleolytic cleavage of tricistronic rRNA transcript (SSU-rRNA, 5.8S rRNA, LSU-rRNA); ribosome biogenesis
Cellular component (GO): nucleolus
Molecular function (GO): RNA endonuclease activity
Source: RefSeq, a predicted model, not a curated record
GGACCGGUUCAUACGAGGAAACCCGACCAUGGCGACGUCUCAGCCUCCCCUCCGCUUCACCGGCCACAAGAAUUUGGUGCACCGUCUGGUGCUGGCCACCCUCACUGGCCGGACGGUGCACAUCUCCCAGAUCCGAUCCUCGUCGCCAACGAAUCCGGGCCUGGCGCCGCAUGAGAUUUCGUUUCUGCGGCUGCUGGAGUCUGUCACGAACGGCUCCGAGAUGGAGAUCUCAUACACCGGUACCAUCCUGGUCUACAAGCCGGGUCUGAUCACAGGCAGCGCCGCGGGGCACGGCACCAGCGGCGGGUUCAUCCGCCACGAGCUGCCUGCCGGGUGCACGCGCGGCGUGAGUUACUUCCUCGUCCCGUUGUGUCUGCUGGCGCCCUUCUCCAAGUCGCCGAUGAAGGUCACCUUCACGGGGCCUGGUGUCAUCACCUCCGCGACGCCCGCGGGGGAUCUGUCCGUUGACAGCGUCCGCACCGCCAUCCUGCCGCUGUACAACCAGUUCGGCAUCUUCAACAACAUCGAGCUCCGCGUGCUGCGGCGUUCGAAUAUCGGGGCGCAUGGUAAAGGCGGCGCGGGAGAGGUUCAGCUGGUGUUCGGCCACCAGGUUCGUCUGCCCAAGACUCUGCACCUGCUGAACCCCGGAAGGAUCAAGAAGAUCCGCGGUGUGGCGUAUUCGGUUGGCGUGGCGGCCUCGAACAACGCGCGGAUGAUCGAGGUCGCCCGCGGGGUGCUCAACCCCUUGGUUCCGGAUACUUAUAUCUUCUCGGACGUCUCGUCCGCGCCGCUGGUGCCCGCACCCGAGCGCAACAACGCCUCCGCCAAGAAGAAGUUCGGCCUCGGGUUCGGCCUCUCCCUCGUGGCUGAGUCGUCGACGGGCUGCUUCUUCUCCGCUGACGUGGUCUCCCCGCCUUCAGGCGGACAGCCGCCGGAGGACAUCGGAAAAAACUGCGCGUACCAGCUGCUCGAGACGAUCGCCAAGGGCGGUUGCGUGCCCCCCGCCGCUGCGUCUACCAUGGUCACCCUGAUGACUAUGGGAUCAGAGGACGUCAGCCGUCUUCAGAUCGGCCGCGCAGUCAUCGCAGAUGAGAACUUGAUCCAAGUUGCACGCGACCUGUCCAAAUUCGGAGCCCCAGGUUGGGGCAUCCGCGACGCCGCCGGCGAGAACGAGGAUGGAGAUGUGAUCAUCAGCGUCGUCGGACGGGGGAUCGGCAAUGUCGGAAGAAAGGUUGCUUGAUCGAAUUGCCUAUACCGUCGCCCCCCUCCCCCAAAAGCCUUUUCAUCGCCCAUACAAUUAUCCCUCCGCCCAACACAUACCCAUUGGGAAAUACCUCAUGGUCGGGCAUCGUGGCCACAGCCCGCUUCGUUACAGCAUUACGGGGCUCUGCAUAGACAUCCGUUUCAGGCGCUUGCUUGCCUGCUUGCUUGCUUGCGACUAAAAUCUCGCAGAUCAGGACAUACAUUACAUCAAAAGUCCAGCCUGAUGUCUUCUUCCACACGUCGACAUUCAUGACCCAGCUGUCCAAAUCCCCUUCGAUCUUGGACCUUGCACUAUUCGUGCAUUCUAUCUGCACUGUAUAAUAGAUACCCGGACAAUAGACAUCCAUUAUCUUGUUUGCAA